This is a messenger RNA of Candida dubliniensis CD36, 2097 nucleotides long. RefSeq lists its product as uncharacterized. The record is from RefSeq and is a predicted model, not a curated record. The transcript is spliced from 2 exons. Lineage: Eukaryota; Fungi; Ascomycota; Pichiomycetes; Serinales; Debaryomycetaceae. Bases 1 to 2097 code for a protein of 698 amino acids. Gene Ontology annotation, molecular function: RNA binding.
AUGUCCUUACAGGAGUUUUUCGAAGAUGAAUACGCAGAUGUUGAUAUGGCAUCAAUUUCUGUUCCUAUUGAGAAAGGACCAUUUCACGAUGGAGAUAGCUUUAAUCAACGUCAUUUAGGAGACCCGGUUAUUUCAGGGCCACCUUAUAUUGUUAAAUUAUUGAACUUGCCUGUAACAGCCAAUGAUUCAUUUGUUCAAGACUUAUUUCAAAGCAGAUUUACCCCAUUUGUCAAAUUUAAAAUUGUUACAGACCCCGCAUCGAAUAUUUUGGAGACCCAUGUUAUUAGACAAGUUGCUUUUGUGGAAUUGGAGUCUGCCAGUGAUAUGUCAAAAGCUUUAAAAUGGCAUGACUUGUACUAUAAGGCAAAUAGAAGAGUCACUGUUGAAGUGGCAGAUUUUAACGAUUUUCAGAAUUGUAUUAAGUUCAAUCAAGAACACGAGUAUGAAAUUAUGCAAAUUCAACAAGAAUUCAUUGCCCAAAAACAACAGCAACGGCAACCCAGACAUAUGGCUCUUUUAGACGACUUUGAAAGAAAUCAACGUGGUCCUGAAUUGCCCUUACAUCAUCAACAACAACAACAACAACCGCACCAUCAUUUCAAUCCUAAUUUAAACAGACCUUCAGGUAGAUCAAGUCUUCCAACAAAUGAGAUGUCUCAUUCGAGAAGACUUUCUUUUGAGGCACAAUUACAUCCUCAUCAACAGAGCCACGAACAGCGUAUUAGACAGCCUUCUUUUGACAAUGCAUUCUCAGACACCCCUAAUCCCCCAUUUGGUGGUGGUGGUGGUAUUCGUCAACAUACGCAUCCUAUAAACCCACCAGUUGCCCCAACUAGUGCUCCUGCGCUGAAGCCUUUUGUGACACCAAUUUCAUCUGCCAGUUCCACUUCUAAACCCAAGCCAAAUCCAUUUGGUGGUGCCAAACCAGUUGAUACUUUGUCUAAACAACAAGAAAUUGAGAAGAAACUAAUUAAUUUGAAUAAAACUACAGUACAGACUUUGGGAGAUGAAGAAAACCCCGACGAAGUUCAAGCAACUAUUAAAAAAUUUCGCGAAAAUGGUUCACCAAAAUUGAGAAGAGCUUCUGUAGGUUCAAGAAGAUUAUCCUCUGAAAAGAGACCAUCAGUAUCAAUUUUGAAAAGAGACCUCCCAGAGAAACAACAGCAACAACCACAAAAUCUGAACACAAAUCAAACUGCAUUACAUCAACCCGAUCAACCACAAAAUCAUUCACCAAACGUGUCUCUGACUCAACCUUCUGCAGAAUCACCUUCAGUGGAAACUCAACCAUUAUCAACCAACCCUUAUACAUCCAAUGGGACAGGUAAAUCUUUAGCACAAUUGUUAAGUGAACAAUCAGAUAUUAUGUCGACUCCACCAAUGACUGGUAAGAAGACGCCAAGAAGCAACAGUAAUAAAAAGCCCGUAGUGGCUGCUAAACCUAUUAUCUUAAAGAAGAAAAUCGCUACAUCACCACCAGUUCAAAGGAUUGAUUUAACAAUAAAAGAAAGCGAAUAUUUGAAGAAGAAUGUGAAUGAUUUGCAAAAAUCGGUUGAUGAGAAUCUUGAGAAUAAAUUGGAAAAAUUGGACUUGAAUAGUAAGACAUUACAGGAAAAUGGAACUAAAGAGUCAACAAAGACAACAAUUGAUUUUCCUAAACGAGAAAAUAACCGAGAAGAAGAUCGUCCAAACUUUAAGAAUUUGGAUCAAUUAGUCCAGAAAAGAAAUGAUAGUCGAGCAUCGUCUUCUUCAUCAAAUAGUAGAAGAUUUGAGUUUUCCCGAGGAUCAAGAGAAGAGAAUGAACAGGUUCCUUCUAAGUCUUCACAAAACAAUUCUGAAGAAUCAUUGAAAUUAGCAAUUUCUGGAACGGACGACCAACAGGACUUGUCCUCCACUAACGCUAGAUUGGAAAGUGGAAUGUGGGAAAGAGGAAGAGGAAGGGCAAGAGGUGGUUUCAGAGGUAGAAGUGGUUUCAGAGGCAGAAGUGGGUUUAGAGGUGGCCCUAGAGGUGGCCCUAGAGGGAGAGGUGGUGGUGCCAGCGCUAACUAUAACCUUCAUUAUGUAAGAUCAAAACCAACUUCUGGUGAAACCAAUUAG